This is a messenger RNA of Ilex paraguariensis (yerba mate), 357 nucleotides long. The record is from the annotation of a GenBank genome assembly. NCBI's taxonomy places the organism in Eukaryota, Viridiplantae, Streptophyta, Magnoliopsida, Aquifoliales, Aquifoliaceae.
AUGCUUGUUACACCACGAAAUUUAUUGGUCCUCCACUCCUCCCUCGAAGUUUUUGGUGGGCUAGCUAUGACAAUCAACAGCCCUAGCCCACGAUCCAUCCUAGUCCAUUUACUAGCGGAUCGGGUGGACCAGCCCGUUGUCAACCUAGGUCUAAAUAUACCCCGCGACCGACUCAUACUAAAACUGCCUGAGAUCAACAUAAAGCCAUGGGAGUCAUUGAAGAAAGAACUUGAAGAAAGCAACCAUAAGACCAAGUGGGUGGAGAGGGAACCUUAUGCUUACUGGAAAGGCAAUGCUAGGGUUAGUCCAACCAGACAAUACCUCAUGAAGUGCAAUAUCACAGACAACCAGGACUAG